CAACAAGAACCAUGAGCGCGGCUCUGCACCGGCUUCCAACUGAGCUUGUUGAGUUGACUUGCAUACUCGGCGCUUUGAGCAAAGCAGACAUCAGCUCCUUACGUCUCGUUUGCCGACAACUGGCUAAGCAGGUGACACCUGCCUUCUUUCAAGUCUAUCUCGAUACCAUCACAACGGAUCUGAGCCCAAAAAGUCUAUCUCGACUAGAAGAGAUUUCGCAGCAUGCCCAAGCGAGACAAGCCGUUCGGACAUUGGUCAUUGAUGGCAUGCUCAGCCUUCCAACUGAACUGGGAAGCAUUGAGUUAGGCCAAAAUAUUCCGGGACCGUGGCAUCGCUCUUCGCAAGGCUUUCUGGAGCCACCGUUUCCGGCAGAGAUCGAGAGGCUUUUGCAUCAUACACUCAUCGGCGGUCUACCUAACUGCCGAUCUUUUGUUCUUAGCGAUAACGACGGCGAAAAGGAGGGCGUGAACAUUGACUGGGUUCCUCUAUCCGAUAUCCUUGCUCUUCUUCUACACUGCAUCUCCGAAUACCGCCUUCCUAUCAAAUCCUUCGCUAUCGACUUCACGAUCUUAGAGACAGAGAUGAUAGACAUAACAAGGUUUUCUACAGAUGUCUACCGCAGCUCAAGAUUUGAAGAAGUCUGGGCCAAUCAUCUCCAGGACCUAUAUCUCAACUUCAACGACCUUAGGGAUCUUGAUAGAGUACAAGACUUUGUAACAACAAUAGUUGCAAGAGCAAGAAACCUUCGGAAACUCUCUUUGAACUUUUCCGCUGGCUUUAACGCAGACCUCGUCAAUGACCUCCUCUCUUUCAGCCCGGCAUGGAGGCCUCCGCUAUACUACUUAAGCAUUCGACAUGUUAUAUUCAAAGACGUGGAUCAAUUUCUCGGUUUCCUCUCUCUCUUCCGAGAUACUCUACGCUGCUUCUCUUCUCGGCUUCUUGGGCUCAGAACGGGAAGUUGGCGACAAGCUUUACCGGCCUUGACGCAGACCCUACCUCAUCUGGACGAGCUCGACAUAGGGUCUUUCAGUGAAUGUAUUCGAAUAUCCCAACAUCGUCUACAACUUAACUACUGCUACUUCUGCCCGAUCCGCAACGAGCCUUAUCCGGAAGACCUCGAGCUCAUUGCAAAAGCUCCUAAAAGAGGAGCGCUGAUUACCGGCGUUAAAUACAAAGGACGUAGCGUAGAUACCGUUCUGGAGCUCUUGGUAAAGACGGGCUACGUUUUCACAAGGGAUGGUAAAAUAUCCUGGUCAGAACAAUAA
Aplosporella prunicola CBS 121167 is the source of this 1265-nucleotide messenger RNA. RefSeq lists its product as uncharacterized. The transcript has a single exon. The record is from RefSeq and is a predicted model, not a curated record. NCBI's taxonomy places the organism in Eukaryota, Fungi, Ascomycota, Dothideomycetes, Botryosphaeriales, Aplosporellaceae. The coding region runs from base 12 to 1265 and encodes 417 amino acids.